Oncorhynchus masou masou (cherry salmon) is the source of this 942-nucleotide messenger RNA. RefSeq names its product progranulin-like. Lineage: Eukaryota; Metazoa; Chordata; Actinopteri; Salmoniformes; Salmonidae. The transcript is spliced from 4 exons. Gene Ontology annotation, cellular component: extracellular region. The coding region runs from base 131 to 544 and encodes 137 amino acids. The record is from RefSeq and is a predicted model, not a curated record.
UUAAAAGUGGGAGUAUCAAACCUAAUGUGUACAGAGCAGCAUUUUGGUUAAGGAGUCUGUCACCCCAUUGUGCUGUGUGUAACCUCAUGACAGGAAGUGUUUAAAUCCCUGAGCUGAGACUAACGACAGGAUGUGGAACAUAGCUGCAUUGGUGUUAGUGGUGGCAGGGACUGCCUCUUGCUACAUCACCUGCCCUGAUGGAAAGGUCUGCUCUGAUCAAUCAACUUGCUGUUUGACUAAAGAAGGAUACGCCUGCUGUCCAGUUACCCAUGUUCCGUGGACAGCACUUGUUCAGGCCUCAGACAGCACCCCACAGGCUGGAGUCAUUCGCUGUGACACAAAAUUCUACUGCCCUUCUGGAACCAGCUGCUGCAAGGGACUGACUGGCAAAUGGGACUGCUGCCCAUUCCCACUGGGCACGUGCUGUGCAGAUGGUCAGCAUUGCUGUGAAUAUGGAUACACCUGUGACCCAACCUCAUUCAAGUGCAGGAAAGGUUACUCUCAGUUUCCUUCAGGUCUGAGGAAUGAGGCUAAGCAGGACUGACGAGAUGUCUUAUUAAUUAUAAUGUUGUCACUGUACUGAUAUUGGAUUGAACAAACAGAUUUGAUAGUUUAGCUAACCAAACCAUUAGUCCUAGCUUGCUAUUAUGAAAAUCUAAUUCAACAAUGUUUUCAAUUCUAAUUUUGCUUUCAAAAGCAACUCAAACAUAAAACAUGUCAAAAUGAACUAUAGCCAUUGAAUUCUACCCUGCAGAUAUACCAUGCUUUAUAGGAAAAUAAUGCAAGCUCUAGAAUGCCCUUCAAGCCAAUCAGAAACGAGUGUUCAACAAUGUCAUGGUAUAACAUUACAUGUUGAAAGAAUGUUGAAUCAUGCCACCCACUCAUUCAUUGCAUUAAAGACAGAUCAAUACACUUCCAAAUAAAUGACAUUCUAAGAAAAAA